This is a messenger RNA of Camponotus floridanus (Florida carpenter ant), 2021 nucleotides long. It is a transcript of the gene Polr1F, whose product is annotated as DNA-directed RNA polymerase I subunit RPA43. The record is from RefSeq and is a predicted model, not a curated record. The transcript is spliced from 3 exons. Bases 111 to 1904 code for a protein of 597 amino acids. Lineage: Eukaryota; Metazoa; Arthropoda; Insecta; Hymenoptera; Formicidae. Gene Ontology annotation, cellular component: RNA polymerase I complex. Gene Ontology annotation, biological process: DNA-templated transcription initiation.
CUAAUGCGGCGUAGUUGGUUAUGUGUACGAUUGUCCAUUAUCAAUUUUAUCCAUGCAAUUAUAACUUAAUUUUAACGUUAUAUCGUGCAAUGUUAGGAUUUUGAAGUAAAAUGGAUCGUACAAAUCAAAAGAUAACAUGGACCCUCCUGGAGCUCAGCGGGCUCUUGGAAGAAGAAGAUGCUCACGUGCACUUUGAGAGAACCACCAAGCAUCUUGCAUUACAUCCCUAUCAUUUGAUUAACAUUCAGCGAGGUCUGAAUCAAAUAUUAAAAUCGUCAUUGAACAAUUACGACAAAGAGUUGAAUGGAUUUGUAUUAGCUUUUAAAAAUCCUAAAGUGCUUAGUAAUUUUGGAGAAGUACUCUAUGAUUCUCCCUUUAUUCAUAUCGAUAUAGAAGCAGACUUUUAUUUGUUUCGUCCAAAAGUUGGUUCUUUUGUAAAAGGUAUAGUGAACAAGAAAGGCUUGGAUCAUAUUGUAGUGUUAGUGCAUAAAAUAUACACUAUAUCUAUUCCAAAGCCGGAUAACGAGGAAGAAUGGAUAGGAGAUUCAGUAGAGGUUGGUCAAGAAAUAAGAUGCUGCAUAAAUCAAGUAGACAACAAAUGUAAGCCUCCUUUUAUUCGUGCCACUUUAAAUUCUGAUUAUUUGCAAGGCUGCAGAUUAUCAGAUAGUAUAAUUAUCCACAAUAUGGAAAAUAUUACUGAUAUGAUAAAUGAUAUUGAAAGCCACAAUUUGAAUAGUAUUAAGAUUGAGAAGACAAAUGAUGAAAUAUCAGAAAAUGAUAUUUCCGAGAAAGAGGAAAAGAAACAUCGAAAGAAGCAUAAAAAGUCCCGUGAUAUUGAUACUUAUAAAAAUAUAAAAUAUGAAGAUAAUAAUACAGACAGUACUAUUGAAGAGCUUAAUGAGAAUAGCACUGUCAUUAUUGAGAAUUCAGUUAAUGAAGAUGACACUGUCUCUGAUAAAGGAAAAAAGAAACACCGAAAGAAAUAUAAAAAUUCCCACGAGAUUGUUUCUGAAUCUUUCCUUACAUAUCAAACAAAAGCUGAAUCGAGUAAUAAUACAGAUAACGAUACUUACAAAUAUAUUAAAUAUGAAAUUAACAGCAAUACAGAUAUUAUCGAAAAUCAAAAUCUGAAUAGUACUGUCAAGAUUGACACUUCAAUCAAUCAAACAUUAGAAAACGAUAUUAUUUCUGAAAAAGAGAAAAGGAAAUACAAAAAAAAGCAUAAAAAAUCUCAUGCAAGUGAUCUAGAAUCUACCUCUGAAGAUAAAAAUGAAACUACAUUGAACAGUAAUAUUCACAUAAAUAUUAAAUGUGAAGAUAACAUCCAUAAUACAAACGAUGCUGAAAACCACAAUCUGGAGUAUCUUAAUAAUAACGCUAUUAAGAUUGAUAGUUGGAAUGGAAUAUCAGAUGAUGCUUUUUCUGAUAAAGAAAAAAAGAAAUUUCGAAAGAAACAUAAGAAAUCUCGCGAAAUUGAUCCAGAAUCUAUCUCUGAAAAUAAGAACGAAAUCAAAUUAAAUUAUAAUAAUACAGAUAGCAGUAGCCAUAAAAAUAUUAAAUGUGAAGAUAAUAUCCAUAAUACAAACAGUGCUAUCGAAAAUCACAAUCUAGAUAGAAUUAUUAAGAUUGAAAAUUUAACUAAUGGAAUAUCAGAAGAUACUACUUUCGAUAGAGAAAAGACUAAACAUCGAAAGAAACGUAAAAAAUCUCGUGAGACUGAUACAGAGAAUGAAACUGCAUCUGAUUAUUUAGAAAGUUGCAAGAAGAGGAAAAAAACAUCUACAUCUCCAGAUUCAGAAUUAAAAACUUCUAUCAAAAUAAAAACUGAGAAAUUUGAUUCAAAUUUAGAAUUAAAGUCUCCCAUUAAAAUAAAAGUUGAAAAGUCUGAGUUGACUAUAUACUAAUUGAUACUAUAAACAAACCAAUAUUCGUAUGCAGAUUGACCCUAUGCAUAACAUACAUAGAAUUGGUUUCCUUUUCUUCAUGGAUUAUGUCUAAAUUGCGACAAAAAUAAAAAUGUA